Penicillium cinerascens is the source of this 522-nucleotide messenger RNA. RefSeq lists its product as uncharacterized. The record is from RefSeq and is a predicted model, not a curated record. The coding region runs from base 1 to 522 and encodes 173 amino acids. NCBI's taxonomy places the organism in Eukaryota, Fungi, Ascomycota, Eurotiomycetes, Eurotiales, Aspergillaceae. The transcript has 4 exons.
AUGUCUACACCACGAUUGAUUGAUCCACAAAACGCGCGAAUCGGGUCUUUGGAGUCUCCCAACCUGAAGGUAUUGCAAUCUUUCCUGCCAAUAAAACGUCAGCCUAACAAGCAACAUGCAAUGAUCAGUAGAUACACUGACCAGGAAGAAAUUCAUACCCUCCCACCUUGCGAAGCAGGUAUGGAAACGUCUCCCGAACCACUGGCCCAGUGCUCGAUAGAAGGAACACUGUCAAUACUUGUCAGUGGAGGCAAUAUUCAAGCAGAGCUUUUUAAGCUGACAGCAGUCCUCAGCCAAUAUAACGAGAACGGGGAAAAAGUCACCCUGGAGGAAAUUAGGACCGUGAGAAAAAGUUAUGCGGGUAUCAUCAUCGAAAACGGCCGACAAAAGUUCUAUCAUUCACGCCCUUCAUCCAUAAUAAUAGAUUUCAGUGUACUGAAGCUUCUUCCGUAUGGAGCUUACUAUAACUUGGUGCAGCAUCCAAUGCUCUUUGUGACCUUACGGAAUUGGUUUGCCGAAUGA